Molecule: messenger RNA, 894 nt
Organism: Ricinus communis (castor bean)
Lineage: Eukaryota; Viridiplantae; Streptophyta; Magnoliopsida; Malpighiales; Euphorbiaceae
Product: putative calcium-binding protein CML19
Exons: 1
Coding region: 138-710 (190 amino acids)
Molecular function (GO): calcium ion binding
Source: RefSeq, a predicted model, not a curated record
AGUCAUCUUUCAACAAUCAAUCUUAUCCAUAUUUUGUUUCAGCCCACAGCUGCUGCCUAUAUUAAUCUCCUUGUGCUAUUCAACUCCCCCCCACCCCUCUUAUUUCUUCUAUUUACAUAAUAUUAAUAUUCUCGUUCAUGCAGUCCCGCACACUUUCACCUUCACUCAAUCACAAUACCCAUUCAUCUCCUAAAUCACCUCUAUCAAGAUUACGUCGCAUGCUAUCUCCAAGGACACCAGACCAGCCUUCUCUUUCUCCUCCUAUAAACUCUACUACUGCCACUUCCAUCAGCAGCGAGCUUCAAAGGGUCUUCGACUACUUCGAUGAGAAUAGAGAUGGAAAGAUAUCAGCUGCCGAGUUGCAGAGGUGCGUCAGGGCAGUUGGAGGAGAACUCUCUACUGAGGAUGCAGAGGCUGCAGUCAUCUCAGCUGAUACGGAUGGGGACUGCCUUUUGGGAUUUGAGGAUUUCCAAAGGCUGAUGGAGGGAAGCAACUCGGAGGAGGAGAAGAAGGAAGAGCUUAGACAAGCUUUUGGGAUGUAUGAGACGGAGCCAGGCUCUGGUUUCAUUUCCCCUGCCAGUUUAAAGAGAAUGCUCAGUCGAUUAGGCGACUCUAAGUCCCUUACCGACUGCAGCCAAAUGAUUCGUACUUUUGACAUUAAUGGGGAUGGCCUCCUUAGCUUCCACGAGUUCUCUCUCAUGAUGCGCUAAAUUCAUAUUUCCUUGUAUGUCGUGUACAGUUAUAUAUUUUCCUUUUUCCUUUUUUGGAAAUUCAUUGCUAACGACAAUCAUAGUCGCUGUCUCUGUCUCUGUCUCUGUCUGUCUGUAAAUAGCAGUGCCUUCCACUGAUAAACUAAUGUGAUCUUGGGGAAAUGUCGUUCAUCGACACAUGCCA